AUGUCCUCUCCCUCCUCUAAGCCUACCUCCUCUAAGCCUGCCAGACCUAAAUACGUCUGGGUGGCAGCUCCCGGUUCGGUUCGUCUGCCGCCAGUACCUAGACGCAUACCCGCCGUUUAUUCCUCAGCAACGCCCGCCUCUGCCUCGACGUCUACCACCGCCAGUGAAUCGAUCGAGCCGCCCAUCGUCAAUUCCUCCGAUUCAAAUAACGACUCGUCAGUUGGAGAAGACCCUGAAUCCGAAGGGUCUUCUCUGCCGGAGCCUCCUGGGUGGGAUCCGGAGAGCGUAUUCUAUGUCCCGAUCCCAACCCCUGCGGAUCGGGAUGCUCGAACCCAAGUGGUUCGUACACUUGUGAUGAAGCUCAUGACACUCCCCACAAGACACGACUAUCUUCGAUUCGCUCUCUACCGCGUUACAAUGCAAUUUUUGGCAGACCUUAGUGGUAUUUGGCUCAGAGAUCCUGACACUGGUGUCGUGGAUCGUUCAAAGCCUACAAGCUUGGACGUUGUCUUUCGGGCCUGGAAGGCCGAGGCUAACAAGGCGUUAGGCGACUAUCGUUGGUCGUGGCCCGGAAUCAAGGACGAGAUGCAGGCGAUCUCCAAGGAGAUCUACCGCGCUCUGGACGCGGAACGCAACGGAGAGAGCACGACUCAGCGGGGCCCCGAGGAGGGGUUCAAGAAGGGGUUCCGAGUGCGGGCACUUGCUGGGAUCCCUACUCGUGUCCCGGUGGAGUACGGCUCUGAUGGGAGGCUGCACUGGUGCGGCUACGUCUUUGAGGAGCUCUCCAUGUCCAGCAUCACCUACGAGGUCAUCUCUGGCUGCCUUGUCGACGUGUGCGAAGAGCUAGGGUACGCGACCCCGCCUCCUUUGGAACCCGCCCCAUGUCAUGGUGGUGACUGA
This is a messenger RNA of Coprinopsis cinerea okayama7#130, 900 nucleotides long. RefSeq lists its product as hypothetical. The transcript has 3 exons. The record is from RefSeq and is a predicted model, not a curated record. NCBI's taxonomy places the organism in Eukaryota, Fungi, Basidiomycota, Agaricomycetes, Agaricales, Psathyrellaceae. Bases 1 to 900 code for a protein of 299 amino acids.